AUGUCUAAGCUUCUUACCGUCUUUGGCGCCACCGGCAACCAGGGGGGCUCCGUCAUCAGGGCCGUACUCGCCGAUCCCGUCCUGUCCAAGCAGUUUGCUCUUCGGGGCGUUACGCGAGACGCCUCCAAGCCCGCCGCCAAGGAGUUGGUCGCAAAAGGUGUCGAAAUUAAAACGGCCGACUUGUCCUCCGCCACCGAGGUGGCGGCCGCCAUCGCUGGCUCUCACACGGUAUUCCUCGUCACCUCGCCCAAUUUCUUCAACCCCAGCGCCAGCCCUGAGCUCGCCCACGGCAAGAUCGUUGCCGACGCCGCCACCGCCGCCAAGGUCCAGCACCUCAUCUACUCAUCCCUCCUCCACGUGACCAAGGAAACCGAGGGCCGCCUCAGCCAUGUCACCCACUUUGACCAAAAGGCAGACGUGGAGACUUACAUCCGCGAAAAGGCCAUCCCUAGCACAUUCGUCCUGCCCGGCUACUUCAUGUCGAACUUCACCGUCUCGCAGAUGCUCCGAAAGGGCGAGGACGGUGCCUACACCCUUGCCUACCCCGUCUCCGCCGAGGCCCGCUUCCCGCUCAUCGACGCCGAGGCCGACACUGGAAAGUACGUUGCUGCCGUCCUGCAGGAUCCCUCUCGCCACCUGGGCAAGCAGAUUCUUGCUGCGUCAGGAUACUAUACGCCUACCCGCAUUAUUUCCGAGUUUGAGGAAGUGACGGGCAAGAAGGCGACCUUCAUCCCACUCGACUCUGACACGUACAAGAGCUUCCUACCCCCGUCAAUGGCGCAGGAGGUUCUUGAGAACCAUCUGUUUAUUGAGAAGCCCGGAUACUACAAGGGCCAGCCGCUGGAGCCGACCGAAAAGCUUCUGGCUGAGGUUGGGCUCAAGUCGACGUCUUGGAAGGAGUUUCUUGAGAAGAACAAGAGCGCCUUUGUUUGA
Molecule: messenger RNA, 933 nt
Organism: Colletotrichum destructivum
Lineage: Eukaryota; Fungi; Ascomycota; Sordariomycetes; Glomerellales; Glomerellaceae
Product: Putative NmrA-like domain, NAD(P)-binding domain superfamily
Exons: 2
Coding region: 1-933 (310 amino acids)
Cellular component (GO): nucleus
Source: RefSeq, a predicted model, not a curated record